AAAAUUAUCAUUGGGUGGCAACGCAAGACCAACGCUGCUGGAAAUUUAGUAAAAUAAGGAGAAAAUUCAUUACAACGUUAAUUUUUGAAAAUUGGUGAAAAUCUUCGAAUUGUUCUAGAUAACAAUUGCUAAUCUUCAAACUACGGCAUCCAUAUUAACCAAGUAUCAUAAAGCUUGCAACUAAAACACGAUAUAUUUUUAUAAAGAGGAGCCGUAACAGCGAGGUGUUUCGGUGUAUCACAGCGAUUUUGUUUGUUAGUCUUAUAUUCUAAGAAAAUAAGAAAAUUCGGUAAAAUAAAAAUAGGAUUUCUAUUGGAAGCAUAAAAACUAAAGCAGGAUAAUUGGCAUAUAGCCAUUCAGCAUCGAGACAUCGUACCGACGACAGACGGCAAGUCGGAAAGUGGAAGAGAGCAAAAACGAGGAAUAUUUAGAACAAGCCCGUCUGUCGAAUCAACGGCACCAUGGGUGAAAUUAAAUCGGUUAAAGUGGACAACUGGGGUGUCUUCUUUCUUCAAAAGCUGCAGAAUUUUUUUAAUAAAACUGACUACUGUGACUUGACGUUGCAAUUUCGAGACAAUUCCCAGCUUAAGGUGCAUCGUUUGGUUCUAAGUGCCUGUACCGACUACUUUAAUGUAUUGGAACAAACAUGUGAAGUGGUAGACGAUGCCAUUAUUAUGCCCAAUGGCCUGCAGGCUGAUGUGGUGGUACCCAUUGUAAAUUUCAUGUAUACUGGAACACUUGAGUUCGAGUUGAAAAUGUACAAUAGGCUUUUACGCACAGCAAAAGAUAUGAACAUGACUGUAUUGCUAAAACUGUUGGAAGCCCAUCGGCGCACAAUGGAGAUGCAUCCACAAAAAAAUCAGGCGCCUACAAGCCCAAAAACUAAGCGUAAAAUAAUUCCAACUAAUUCCGGACCUGGCGUUGCAGCACAUGCUGGAGGUCGUUCAUUAAUCCAACCUCAAAACAAGCGUAUUAUGGUAACUGGUAAUGUCCCACAAAAUCGUGUUGGACCAUCGAGCGCCCAUUCACGUAUAGCUGCCGGCACUUCUGGCCACGGAAAUUUGCCGGUGAAGCAACAAAUUGGCUCUACAACCUUCACUCGGAUAAAACAGGAAACAGAUUCGGACAACAAUGCGAACAAUUCUUCCGGGGGAUAUACACUUUUAAAAAAACCUUUACAACCAACUGCGCCAGCAUCGCCUUUCGAACAACUUCGCAAGGGAUAUAAUAACAACAAGAGGCCAGCAACAGCAACUUUUGUUUCCCCUCCAGCUAAAAAGCCUAACUUGGAGGAUGUCAAAGAAUUUGCUGAGCAACAGAGAAUGAGAAAACAAAUUGCUGCAGAGUUUGGUGAUGAUGGGGAUUAUGACACGGGAAUUAUGGAUGAUGAUACUAUUCACAAUGACGAUGAUGAUGAUGACAUGACUGCGCCAAAUCCUAUAUCGAUAGGCCAGCAACAACAGCAAAGCUCGUCUACAGCAGUGCAGACGUCUGCUUCACAACAUCAGCAGACUGAAGAUCCUCCUGGUACUACUACAAUCAUUGUAAAGCAUGAAGGCCCAGACAAGCCACCAACUAUUGUGGUAAAAGAUAGUUCAAACUCAAAAAUGAAUCAUGCAAAAAUUAUAUCUGAAGUUUUGCGGCAGUAUCCUCAUCUUGUAAACAGCAACAAAAACAUAAAACUAAAAAUUAUGCCCAAUGCUGGAGGAAACGCACAAAAAGUUGUUGUUAAGAAAGAAGUUUGCGAUAUUGAAAAUACAACUACGGCCGCUUUAGCAGCACCACCCUCAAAGUUGUCCAUGUUACAAAAAGUGGACGCUAAAGUGUCAAAUAUUAUAGCUGUGCCCAAUAAACCCAAACAACAAGUUUUAGGCCAUACAAUGGCGAACACAGCUGCUAAAGCUGCUAACGAGGUAGCCGUAAAAAGUGUGGCUACAUCUGAACCUGUAGCUGUUUUAGCACCAGCUCAAAAACGACGCAUUGACAGUAAAACCAUGCAUGCGCUGAUUGCUUUGGGAGCUGAAAAUACAACGGGUCCAUGGCUCUGCUUGCGAUGUGGACGCAAUGGUCAUCCUAUCAGCAUUCCUUCGUAUCGUGGUUUCAGGCGUCAUCUAAUCAACACUCACAAAGAGACCAUCGACCCUGCUUUGUGUGAACAUUGCGGUUGGCGCUCAUCGAGCAAACGAGAAUUGCACUUCCACAUGCAACUCGAACAUAAAAUCAGGACAAACCUUUACAUAUUCCCAGAAUGCCAGCUAUGCAACCAAAUGUGUAUAGACAGUGAUGCUUUGAAUCAACACCUGAUUGACAGUCAUCCAGAUGAAAAUAAACAACAGUGUAUUUACUGCAAUAAGAUAUUCCCUGAAGAAUUGCAGUUGUACACACACAUGAAAACUUUCCACAAAAAACAAGCUUUGGAAGAUGGUAUUAUCGACUAUUCUGACGAUGAGAACGCUAAUACAGGACCAAUAUUCCCUCCGCCUGAAGAUGAGGAAAUGCUAAUGGAGGAAGAAGUUGAGGCACAACAACAACCUGAGAAAAAAAUUAAAAUUCUAUCAGAUAUAAGCUUGUCCAUUGCCGGUUCCAUUAUGAAGGCAGAUACCUUUUCUGCCGCAGUGGAAUCCACAACAACUUUGCCAUCUGAGGAGUAUCUGCAGGAACAAGAACAUGUUGAAACUAAAUUUGUGGCUGCUGAUGGAAGCGAAGUAAUUCUAACUGCGGAGCAACGUAAAGAAAUUUUAUCGCAAUUAAACCAAGAAAAUGAAGGGUCUUCUGGCGUAGUUAUGGUUUUAAAUGAAAACCAACAAUUUGUCGGAGGAGAAACUCAAUCGGAACAGGGCGCCAUAAGCCACGAUGAAACGUCCCAGGCAACAUCAGCAACCAAUGAGGAACCCGAUGACAGCCACAUCUAUCAUGAACUAAAAUCUCAAACUUCAGAAGCUAUUGAAGAAGACACUGCAAGUCAGUCAGAACAAGAUGCUGGGGAUCACCAUGAAGGUGGAGAACAGGAGGAUCAAGCACAGGAGGAAAAAAUGCAGCACGAACAUUUAGAUGAAAGCAAGGAAUCUAUCGACAAUUUAGAAUGGGCAGAGAAUUUGGUAUCUGAGCACGACAUGGCUGAUGUUUCUUCAAAUCCUGCUGAAAUAGUAUGCGGAGGUGACCCUGCUACUAAAGAAGAGGAGCAACCGAGAUACGAAGAAGAGAAAAGCCAAGAUGAAAUCAGUAAGAAACUAAAAGAGUUAGCAGGAGAAUGGUCCGAAGAUGAGGAGGAGGACAUGCCGGAAGACGUCAUACCAACCGAAAAACCGAGGGAAAGUGAAGUCUUAGAGAAGGCUCAGCCUCCGGAAGAAGAAGUUAAUACAUCUGCAUUAAGCGAAACUGAAAAAAUUAUGGAAGACAUUACUGUAAAUACCAAACAAAUUAGUGAAACAGAGAAGCAAAAAGAAGAAACAGCAGAAGAAGACACUCAAAAAUCACAUAUGGAAAAAGAAAUCCCUAAAGGAACGGAAACUGAGAAAGCAUCAGUUGAAGAAAGCGACGAUGAUGAUGUCGAUCUAGCUCUUAAGAAUCUUCAUAGUGAAGACCACGACGAUAAACAACAAAGCCAAGGAAAUGUUGAAAAUAAACCAGAAGGCGAUGAAAAAAGUAUUGCUGAAACUGUUGCGCAGCACGAAGGUGAGGAAGAAUUAAAAGAUGAAGACGCACAGGAAGUGCGUGAAAGAGAUACAACAGAGGAGUCAAACAAAGAGAAAAGCGUGGAAGUUAAAACGCCGUGUGGAGAAGACACCGAAAGUGAUCCGAAAGAAGAGAAAAACGAAGCGGCCCAGGAUAGCAAUGCAGAAACCAUAACGGAUAAAAAGGAAGUAAGCGAAGUUAAAAACGAAGCGGACACCGAAUGUGGCAGAGAAAGUCGGUCCACAAGUGAAGAAAAGCCUGCAGAUGAUGAAUUUUUAGAUAUUACACCCGAAAAAGUACAGGAUGAUAAAGGUGAAGACAAUUCUGCUACUGCAACCACCCCGAAAGACCCCGAGGAGGCCUCAAACUUAGAAUCUAAAGACGUUAAUCCAACCACUUCUGAAGAUCGCGUCAAAAGCUUAAUAAGCGAGUGGGGCGAUGACGAUGAUGAGGAAGAAAAUGACACCGAGGAAAAGCCUAAUCCAUAAACGCAAUUUUUUUUUACUUUGUAAGUAAACGUCAGUCUUAUAUUUAAUCCCUUUCACUAGAUUUCUAUUUCUUUUCGUAUAUAUACUAUGCAGUUUUAACCGCAUCGAUUAGUUUGCCAUAAGUUUCGAUACUUUUCUCAUAUCUGGCCUGUUAUUUAAUUUAAGUAUUAUUUGUAAUUGGCGAUAGACUACUCCUUUUCACCCAUUAUACGCAAUAAUAAAAACGUAUUAGAUAUAAAUUAACAUUAAGGUUCUUGAAUAUGCGAAACCUUAUUAUUUAUAUUCACAACAUUUGAAUUGAUUUUUAGGUAAAGAUGAAAUCUUUGUUAAACAUUUCUCGCAUUAAUAAACAUCUAACAAUCCCA
Molecule: messenger RNA, 4528 nt
Organism: Stomoxys calcitrans (stable fly)
Lineage: Eukaryota; Metazoa; Arthropoda; Insecta; Diptera; Muscidae
Gene: Cp190
Product: centrosome-associated zinc finger protein CP190
Exons: 4
Coding region: 462-4163 (1233 amino acids)
Biological process (GO): regulation of transcription by RNA polymerase II
Cellular component (GO): nucleus
Molecular function (GO): DNA-binding transcription factor activity, RNA polymerase II-specific; RNA polymerase II cis-regulatory region sequence-specific DNA binding; protein binding
Source: RefSeq, a predicted model, not a curated record